Molecule: messenger RNA, 585 nt
Organism: Aspergillus uvarum CBS 121591
Lineage: Eukaryota; Fungi; Ascomycota; Eurotiomycetes; Eurotiales; Aspergillaceae
Exons: 2
Coding region: 1-585 (194 amino acids)
Source: RefSeq, a predicted model, not a curated record
AUGGCCGAGGAGAUUGGCGUCGAGGCGAUGGGCAUAUUCAUUCACUCGAACCUAGGCAAGCUAGCCACACUCUCCCACCACGCCCGCCAACGAAUGGAAGUCCGCGUCAGUUGGGCCUAUAUAAACGAGACGCCACAGGACGUGGUCUGCGGGGUGUGCCAGGACCACGACCACAGCGACGCCGACACGCGACUCUGGAUGUGUCCGAUGACGGCGUGCGGAUGCAGCGCCUGGCAUGAUACUUGCCUCGAAGGGAUGUAUAAAUUGGCGGCAAGGGCCGACCGCGUGCUGGCGUUCGGUUGUCCGGCUUGUGGCACGGGGUGGUGGCUCCGGAGUGAGAUGAGCGCGGAGGAGGCGCGGUUGCGCGAGGAGUGGGAAGAGUUCCAGAUGCAACUGCUGUUGAAGGGGGAGCAGGAGCGCUUUUUCCGCCACCUCCGCCACCUCUACCAGCAGCACCAACUGAACAAGCAGCAGAAGCAGCAGCAGCAGUACCAUCAGACCCAGCAGACCCAGCAGACCCAGCAGCAGCAACAGCAGAAUUCGACGUCCCUGCUACAGUCAGAACUAUGGAUUGAAGACACCUGA